AGAAGGAAGGAGGGAGGGAGGGGGUAAACGAAGAGAGCAGGACCGAGGAGAGUGGACUGGCAGAAACGUGAAAUACGAGAGGGAGAAGAGUAAAGUAGGAGAGGAACCUGUAAGAGGAGAAACGAGGGAUGGCUGACCUGGAAGUGGGCAAAAUCGGGGGAAAGGAAGCCACCGUCCUUUUCCAACACUUGCUGACAAUGUUCAAGGUCACAGCCAGAAGGUUAGAUGUCAAAGCCAGGGAAAUGUGACACGUCCCUUCCCCCCCAACUCUUGACCGACGACCUCCUGUGUUGUGUCUGCAGAGGGAUUUGAGAAUAAUUUGACGGACAGCCUGUUCAAAGCCCUCCCUGCCUACCCUAUCAUUCUGGUUGCCGAGAGUCAGGUUGCCAUGACACCAGACUGUUUUGUCUGCCCUUUGACCCCUUUAAGAGGUGCUUUGGUCAAUCAGGCAUUACCCGUGAGGGGCCAACCGAGGGGGGAAAGAUGGAGCGACAUUUCCUCUCUAAAAAUGAGAAGCAGGGAGGCAUCACCUGAGAUCUGCUCUGGUCCUCCUCAGGGACUUCAGGUGUUCAAUCCUCAUGCGAAAUAUACAGCUCAAAGCAGACCAGCUGGUCAGAGAUCAGGAAGAGGCUAUGACGUGAUGCUGAAUAAUAUCUUGAUGGCUGAAAUUAUGCCUAUAGUGGAGGAAUUUGACGAGCAGACAAAUAAUGAUACAGUGUAUGAGUUCAGGUUACAGGCAGCAGCAAACAAUUUCAUUGAAGCAGCCUCAAGGCUGCCCAGAGCCUCUGGAUGUUUCCCCCCUUGUGGUUUCCAGGCGCAAGGUGCUGUUUAUAACUGCGUGACCUGUCAGUACGACUCCUGUGAGUUCCCGCUGGAUUGCCCCGUGAAGGAAAUCACUGUACAAGAGAACAACAGGACUCAGAUGUGGUGUAAGGUCCCUUUCCCGCUGCCCACAGGUGCAGAGAUUAUCUGGAGAUAUGCAAUGGAGAUAACGAUGUUGAUGGAUCGGUUUGAUGAGGUCACGGUUGGAGUGGAUCCACUUUACUUUAUCUCCUCUGCCCGGCCAGAGCACUCAGGCACCUACCAGUGUGAAAUAUUCUCUCAGGAGCACUCUCUCGUCCGUAUCUACUACUACCUCACAGUGGUCCCUCUGGCACAGUUAGGCCAUGCAGAACUACAGGAUGUAUUUGAACAGGCUCUCCUCCCAGGAGGCCAGUUCCCUCCCCUGUCCCCUAAGGAUCAAUUCACCUUGUGGAUGCCCAGUCCCGCCCUUCUCACCACCUGUCUGACUGCAAUGUUUCUGCUGGUCUUCCUUUUGCUAGGGGUGCUGUAUUGGUUAUCCAACCAGAUUGGGACCAAUGAUUCGGAUCCAGCCCAAGAAACAAAAUCCACAGAAAAUAAAUAUUUGAUUCACUGUUAAACAUGAGACAAACAAUAAGGCAAUUCCCAAUUGAUUUAGGACCAAAUUAUUCGAGAACAACAUACUUUAAAUAUUAUAUAGAAGUGAGUUUUUGAAAAUGGCUGGGUGAACAUAGGAGAGGCAGUGAAUCUGAGCAUAUGAGUGAGGCUGUACCACUACCUCAUGUUAUAAAGCCUACUUUAUGCUACUAAAUAUAGCAAGGCGUUACUCCUUUUAGUCUUUACUCAGUGUUUUGCUGCUGUUGUCCCAACAACCAAUUAAGUCCAAACUGGGCGAGGGGAAUACUUCAUUGUACAGCCCUACAAUUUUCCAUAAUGUUUGUUAGGACAAUGUGUAUUUUAGAGCUGCACAUUUUAUUACAAUGUCUGGAUUUUAUUGCA
This is a messenger RNA of Rhinichthys klamathensis goyatoka, 1800 nucleotides long. RefSeq names its product sperm acrosome associated 6 (gene spaca6). The record is from RefSeq and is a predicted model, not a curated record. NCBI's taxonomy places the organism in Eukaryota, Metazoa, Chordata, Actinopteri, Cypriniformes, Leuciscidae. The coding region runs from base 389 to 1420 and encodes 343 amino acids. The transcript has 12 exons. Gene Ontology annotation, biological process: fusion of sperm to egg plasma membrane involved in single fertilization.